Molecule: messenger RNA, 3651 nt
Organism: Acanthoscelides obtectus
Lineage: Eukaryota; Metazoa; Arthropoda; Insecta; Coleoptera; Chrysomelidae
Source: the annotation of a GenBank genome assembly
GCCAUCUUUCCGGCGGUGUUUUUCUUGUCGUUUAUUUACAUUUCUGUUUUCAGCUUUUCCAUUCCAUGCGGUUUCCAUCGUUUCCAUUUUAGGUUUGUAAUUUUUCUUGUGACCGUAGUAUCAUUUAUCAAAUUUGUAUAAUCAAAAGUCCAAAAUCAAACUCGCCUAGCGUCACCAUGUGGUUACAGUCCUUCAAAUUUUGAUACAUUACAUAUAUUUCAGCGUUUAUUUGGUUGUUUAUUCGAUGAACUGUGUACCUCAUAAUUCAUGCUGACACUGAAUUAUAAUUAAUCGAUUAAUAUUAAUUUAAUUACAAUAAUACUAUACAUAAAAUCGUGCUAAGGAUAGAUAAGGAUCUAAUAAAAUGAGGAAUGAUACUAAAGCCUCGCCAUCACGAAGCAGAAGUGCUUCUAACAGUAGUGAUAAGAGCCGAAGUCGCAGCAGAUCUAGCAAAUCUAGGUCACGUUCAAGAAGCAGAAGCAGCGAAACCGAUGGUUGCAGGCUGCACAUAGCAGAUAUAACUGAAGAUAUAAGAAAGUCAGAUCUAGAGAAAGUUUUUUCUCAGUAUGGUCCUCUCAAAGAAGUCUGGAUGACAAAUAGCUCACCGUUUUUUGGUUUUGCUGUCUUCAAAGACAAGAGAGCUGCGGCAACUGCUCUGAAAGAAGUCGAUGGAAUGGAAGUUGCUGGGGCUAGGCUCCAUGUAACGUAUGCCAAACCAAGAACCAGAGGUUCGGGGAGAAGGUCGUAUAAUACAUCUUUGCGUUGCUAUCAAUGUGGGUUCACUGGACAUUUCCAGAGAGAUUGUCCCGAUACAAAUGGUGGAGGUGGCGGUCGUGAUAGAAGAAGAGAUAGAGGGGAUAGGGAUAGAGACCGGCACAUGGUUGUUUGUUUAUAUGGUUUGCUUAGAGAAUUGUGUAAGAUGGUUGUUGAUGGCGGUUGAAAGAUGAUCAUCCCGGUCCGUCCCAAAUGGUGCUGAUCAGCAGAUAUGGUACUUCGUCCCGGAUUCAAUGAUGAUGAUGAUGAUGUUGAUUGGAAAUGGUUGAUGAUUGUUUGGGUCCCUGUGUGUGUCUUUCUAGUUUCGGCCGUACGAGAAGUUUGAGGCAGCGCAGCGACAGGGAUCGCGACAGAGACCGCGACGGCAGCAGAAGAAAGCGAUCCAGCAGAAGCGGUCGAAGCGGCGAGGAGAGCAGGAGGAGAAGGAGGAGAAGCGAAGGUAGCACUAGGAGGCGUUAGGUUUAGGGUUCGUGGUUAUUUUUAGUAUAAGAUCCCAGGGCUGUCGGACGUUAUUCAUUUUUUGAAUGGCGUAACGUGGGGAUUGAAUAACGCUUACAUGUGUACAAGGUGUACCGCAAUGCAUGGAGGGAAAAAGAACUAUUCACAGUGAAAUUUCUUUUGGGCGGGGCCGACUGAAAGUGUCCGUUCAAAAGAAAUACAACAAAAAUUGUGUUUUUAAAUAAAACUGGAUAUAUUAAAAAAGAAAAAAAUGUUUGUUACCUUUAUAAAACUAUGAAAUAAAAAGUUACUUUAGGGACGCAAAAAUUCAUAUAUUAUCGUUUGUCUCAUCUUUUUCUUUAAAAUGGCGCCUUGAAAUCAUAUUUCUAGCUUAGAAAGAAGCUCCAAAGACUCUGUAUCUCACUGAUUUUCGACAUAACUUUUGAGUUGCUUGGUCAGGGCAAUAGCUAUACCAUAAUUUGUAAUAGCUUCUGUUGGUACCGGAACCUCAGAAUACACUAAACAUUUCAUUUCGCCCCAAACUAAUAUAGAAAUCAGGAAGGAUCUUCAAAAACGAUCUGCAUGCACUCGCGAAGCCUCGAAAACGCUCACCGUUAAUUAAAAUAAUAUGGACCACUCCAAUAUCGCUGUAAAAGUGUGCUUUUUUUAAAACCGAUGUGUAAACGUUUUGUUUACAAACGCAGCUAGCUACGUUUGAUCUGAUCGAGGUGCAGGUGCGGAUUAGGUUUUGAUUUUACAUUACAUCUCGGCCAUCGACGUAUCGACCACCCAACUUGGCAGGUACACAGUUGAAAGUGAACAUAAGCACUAUUCAAUACUCCGGAAAAUGAGUAAUGUCUGGCAGCUUUGGGAUCUUAGUGGUAAUUUCAGUUAGGAGAUAUUGAUGAGAAAGUAAUGGGUGGUUCCUGUUUCGAAAGCAUAAAAAAGAAAAACAAGUAAUCGUGUUAUUUUUAUAAAAAAAACAUUCGUCGCAUUUUUUUUGAGAUUAUUUCUUUCAAACCUUGAUCGUCACUGCGGUCAACGUAUUUGACGAACAACGCGAGUAAUACGAGGUUUGUUGGGAAAAUACGUAUAAAAGUGGAAUAGCUUCAUUUUACAAUUGUUCCUUCCCGAGACAAGUUGCACUUUUGCCAACGCCCCUGUUGAUACGAUCGCUCAAAGUCUUCAAUUGUGAGGCUCUUCAUUUGCCGUGUCGUUUCUUUUUUAUACGUAUUUCCCGGACAUCAUUGUGCUAAAACAAUCUCCAAAUGCCCAGAGGCCUCAUCGAAAUUUGAAUUCCAAGAUGAACCACAUUGAGAAAGAAAUCUUCAAAAACGAAAUGCUAAGGAUGCUUCUUUUUUCCGUCAUAAAGAUAUCGUGUCAAAGAUAAAUCUAUAGUGAUUUUAGCAUAUAUCAGAGAAGCAUCAAAUGAUAAAUAUCUUGCUAUUAUUUAGAGAAAAUUUUCAAUCGUAAUUUCGGACGAUUUAUUUCUUUAUUAUGAAGCCUAAAUAAAAUCGAUUCUGUACUAGAUAUAUUUAUAAAAUGACAGCUAUGCGUGAAGAUAUGCAAUAUGUCAAGUUUUCCGAUCAACUCUCGUAAAAGAAAUAUUGCAUCAUUUUCAGCUAUAUCGGAAAUGUAUGCUAUAACUUUUCUGAACACUUAGCUGACAUUUUGAAUACUUGAGAAAUGUACUAGGAAAGUACAAUUUAUCUGAGAAAAUUACAUCACUUGAUAUAUUGGGAAACGUCUAUUUUAUUAAGUCUCAGAUUUACUAUAGGGUGGGUUGUUAGUUAUUAGUCUUUGCUCAUGUAAUAUGUUGUUUUUUUCAAGUUCCAAUAUCUAUGAAACAAAUUUUUUAUGUCGAAGAGAGUGCAUUGUCGAGACAAUAAGAAAUGUAUCAAAAAUCUAAAUAUCCUGACAUUUUUUAUUAAUCAAUACGGCUCAGAGAAUAAGGUUGGAAUUUACUUACCUGUGAUUUAUAAUUGACUCUUAUGUAAUAAAAUAAGGCCUGAGUUCAAGCGUGAGGUAGAAAGUCCUUCACUGUACUAUAUUUUUUUUGGAAUCUUAGAUUGUCAAAACAAGUGCACUAUUUUUCUUUUAGAGAACUUGCCAUGCGAUAUAUCACGUUUUUAGAGCAGACACUUUAGCGGUGUUAGUAGUGACAUUUUAUUAGGAUAUUAUAUUUUAAUGAUUCACAGAUUUAUGGCUUUGCGAACAGAAUAUGAGUCAGUGAAUGCUGCAAAGAAUUAUAUGCGUAACUUUAACAGUUACUAUACGAAAAUACCAAUUUACUACGUUGGUAUAAACAUCGUAUUUUGAGUCUCAUAUCAUGUUCGAUAUCCAAAGACAUUUUAGGUGUUAGCAUUUAUAUGUAUUGUGUAUUUUUGUUGAGUUUAUAUCACUGACUGGUAUGACCAAAAUAUAUUGAGAAACUUGAAA